CCAGAAUUCGAUGCACGAUUGGGCAGCCGCCCUCUUUCAGAUGAUUGUUUGGGCGCUCUUAGCGGACUGCAUCUCACGUCAGUAUGCCUCUCUUCUUUGUUGGCCGGAGGCUUCUCCACCUGGCGGCAGGCCGGCCUAUCAGAAUCAAGCAUCAUCUGUCUGUCAACGCGUGUGGUCCAUUGGGCGGUUCAACCAGUGCAGAAUGGCCUCAGUCGCUCAAGCAUGAUCAACAGCCUGUGCUGUCCGAUGGGGUGGUGGUGCCUGGCGCCGCUGCUGUGCCCUGCACUGCCCCCUGGCCCCGCCCAUGGCGCACCUGCUCCACCACCGCAGGGCCCCUGGUUGAAGACAACCAGGGGACUUCAGAAGGGCCGGAGGAGAUGCGCCACCCACCACGCGGCACCGAUGGCAGAGAAUGCAAUGCUGCACCCCAGGCCUCUGAGGGGAGGCAAGACACAUCUCAGGGGGGCCUACCGGGGUCCAGUCAAGCGGAGGGAAAAAGAGUUCGGAGCCCAAAACCCCAGGAUGUCCCCUUUAGAUCUGCCGCCUCCUCAAACCCCAACCUCCUGCGGAGCAGGCAAACAGACUGUAGGAACCAGCGGCGUGAGUCUGCGGAGGGCCCUGGGCACACGUGGGCGAUGGUGGAGAAGGCGAUGCGCAGCGCUCAGCGGGGGCCACGGCCGGAGCGGAGUCGGCCGUCGGACCCGCAGCUGCUGGCGCUGUGGGACGUGGUGCGCAGCGGAGACAAGGAGGCGGCCAGGCAGGGGCUGCGCAGACUGCUGGAGGAGCGGGGCAGGAUGACCAUCAGGGACUUCAACUACCUGCUCAAAGCAUGCGCGGCGGGGGGGCAAGAUACGGAGUUGGGUUUAUACGUGUAUGCCACCAUGACGGAGCAUGGCGUCACCCCUGACGCCAAGAGCGUUGCCUGGAUGCUUCGCCUGUUUGUGAGAGCACGCCAGUCGGACGAGGCGCUGCCAUGGUUGGCGCAGGCACGUGCAUCGCUACGCAGCCUGGAGGACCGCGAGGCGGGGGUGCUGCGCUCCCCUGCCUACUUCCUGAACGUGCUGCUGGGGGAGUGCAUUACGCGCCGUGACUGGGCCACUGCAGGGCGCUAUGCGGACGAGCUAGGCCACUAUGGCAUGGACGGACAGACGUACCUCCUCCUCCUUCAGAUUGCGGGGCUGGAGCAGCAGCCCCAGACAGUAGCCCUCACAUGGGCGGCCCUGCAGGAGGCCCGCGGCGUGCCCACCCCCGAGCAGCGCUCUGUGUACAUCCAGGCCCUGGCACGCUGCGGCCAGCUGGACGAUGCAGUGCGGGAACUGUGGCGGUGGGGCGGGACGAUCCAGGGAGCACAGGACGACCGUAGAGGCAGCGAGGAGGAUGACGGUUGGGAGAGCGGUCAGCAGAGGGGUCAAGGUGGGGCGGGAAGCAGCCAAGACCCGGCCAUAGACGUGGAUGACGGGGCUGGCCCGCUGCCUGUCGAGCUGGGGCCUGAGGAGGUGGGGGCACGAGGGGUGGAUGGGGGUGACGAGGGGGGCGAGGCGCGGCAUCGUGGGCUGUGGUGGGAGGCGCCGCCUCCUCGCAGCACGAGCAAGAGCACGCUGGCGCACCUGCGCGUGGCAUACAAUGCGGUGAUCGCCGCAGCGUCGCGAGCCAAGGACGUGGAAAGGGCCAAGGACUUGUUCGCCGAGAUGCGGCGCGCCGACCUGCAGCCGGACCGCUACACAUACAACGCCCUCCUGAGAGCGGUGGCUACCACACGGAACCUAGAGGACACACAGCGCGUGGCUGGCGGCAUCCGGCCGGACGAGCACACGGUGGCCACGCUGGUCGACGCGCACGCGGGCGCGGGCCAGCUGGAGCAGGCCGCGCAGCUGCUGGAGGGGGCCACCGCCACCACCACGGAGGCGCCCUUCUACACCGUUGCGUACAACACGCUGCUGGACGCAUGGGCAAACCAGGGAGACCCAGAGCGCGCGAUGAAAAUGUUCCAGCAGAUGAGGGCACACCACGUGGCCCCCGACGCGUGCACCUACCGGGCCCUCUUCCAGGCCUUUCACCGGAGCCGCCUUGCCGCCAGCCACGGGGAUACUGGCGCCGGCGAAAGUGAGGAGCGGGCAGUGCAGGAGCAGCUGUUGCGGCUGGAGGGGGACAUGCGCGCCAGUGGAGUGCGGCACACACCGCAAACGCUAACAGCUCUGGUGGCGGCACUAGGCCCGGCAAGUCUGGGGCUGCUGCUGGAGCGGGUCGCCCAUGCGCGGCAGGCCGGCCCUGACAGCGCGGCCGCCGCUCCCCUGGACGCCGCAUUCUUUGCCGUCGCCAUCGGGGUGUGCGCCACCGCCAAGCAGCUGGACCCCGCGGGUGCGCUGUGGGCGGACAUGCUGGCCCUCGGGGUGCGCCCCGACGUGGCGGCCUACAACGCGGCCAUCAACUGCUGCGCGGAGAUGCGCGAGCUGCAGCGCGGCCUGCGCCUUGCGGACGAAGCGCUGCGGGCGGGGCUGCACGUGGACGGUGCCACACUGAACAUCGUCAUCAAGCUGUGCUGUUUCUGCGGGCAAUACCGCGCGGCGCUGCCGCUGCUGUUCCGUGCGGAGGCUGCCGGUGCACACAGCGACGUGGUGGGCUACAACCUGCUGCUGCGCGCGGCCGCGAUCGCGCGCGACACGGCCACGCUGGAGCAACUGCUGGAGCGCAUGAAGCGCCGCGGCGUUGCGCCCGACGGCGACACGUGCCUGACCACCGUGACCUCGUACGUGAGCGAGGGCUGCCCGGACCACGCGGCAGAGGCGCUGGACGCACUGACGGCCAGGAUGUUCGGCCACGGGGACGCAACAGUAGAGCCGCACGGGGGCCUCGUGCCAGAAGCAGCGGAGGCCAGCGCGCAGACGGGGGAGGCGGUGCCCCACGUGCGGGAUCAGCGGGAGGAAGGGCUUUCGAGCCGUGUCUCAAACGGGGAGGAGGGUAGGAGCAGAUUGUGGGGCCCGCACGAAGCAGUGCAGCGCGGGUUGCACGUGGGCCGCACAGUUGCGCCGGAGGAGGACUGGGAGUUCGUGGCGGACAACGUGGUGCCCGAGGGGCGCGAAGCCGAGGAGGAGGACGCGGCGACAGCGGAGGUGACGCGGGCGGCCAUGCUGUACCCGAGCGCGGAGGCCCGCAACGAGUUCCUAGCGCGCAUGGUGGCCGUCUCGGGGGGCGGCUUCGAAGGGGCUCCGCCCGCGUGGGAGCAGAGGGCCGUCGCGCUGCGGGAGAUUGACUGGAACGGGUGGGCGCGCAGGCUGAGGGAACAGUACGAUGCACGGAAAGCGGGCAGGCUGCGGCCCAAGGAAGUGUCGAGAGGGAUGCCACCCUGAUUGCGGACGCUGCGUAGGAAUGUCCCAUUGCAGGCGGAAAGAGCCGUUGUUGAGAACUUGAGUCAUUGAGGAGGCCGUUGUUGCACAGUCACUUGGCAGUAUCAUGCGGCAGCCGCGCGCAGGCUAGCUAAUCUCGGAAGGUACAUGCAUCCCGGAGUCCAGUCCCA
Klebsormidium nitens is the source of this 3514-nucleotide messenger RNA. The record is from the annotation of a GenBank genome assembly. Lineage: Eukaryota; Viridiplantae; Streptophyta; Klebsormidiophyceae; Klebsormidiales; Klebsormidiaceae.